CUUGACGUUUUUGCUGGGUAAAAAAGCAAAGGGGUGUCAGCGCAGUGGAAGACGUCUGCCCACGGGCUGAGAAGAUGCAGAGGUCGAGAGUGUUGGAGAGGGAUGCGGUUUGCGGUUUGUUCCUGAAAGAGGGACGUUUGCUCGAGCUCAGGUCAGAGGCAGUGAGCCACCGGGCUAGUGAACUCCCAAGUGGAAGCCCGGCGCGAGAGCUGCCGCUGGGGGCCGCUGGGUCGAGACAAAGGCUUGGUGGAGUUUGGGAAGACGGGUGUACGUGUUACAGUGCAAUCCCCAGCAAGGAGCUUGCAUGCGGAGGGCCCACAUGCAUUCUCCACGAAGUAAACUCGAGAAGUAGCAGGGGGAAACAAAGUGCAAGGCACAGCCGCCUAGCAGAAAACGCGAACUUACCCUCUUCUGGCCACCCGGCCUCCGUAGCCCCGCUGCUACCUGAGGAAUCUGGUAGUCAAGGCAGCGGCGGGGCUCGGACCCGGUUACCGCGAGACACAGGAGGUCUCGCGAGAUCUCGCUUAGCGGCCCUGACAGGCCGGCGUUCUUUCCGGGGGGUUAUGGGAGGGCUUUGGUGUCCGCGAUGGAGGUUCGUCGCCUGGUGGGGCCGGUGCUGGAGCCAGCCUGGGUGGUGGGGCCGGGCUGUGGAGAGUGCGGGGCAGGUGCUUAGGCCCGGCUGGGAUGGAGGUGCGGAGCGGGGACUGAGGCUGCUCGGGACCUGGCAGCGCCUGAGCGGGGCCCGGGGAGCCGCCGUGCAGCCGCCGCGGCGGCCGAGGAGCGGCAACCCUUUCCAGCGCGCGCAGGAGGACGAGUGGCGGCGGCGGAACAAGACGGUGCUCACCUACGUGGCCGCGGCCGCCGUGGGCAUGCUGGGGGCCUCCUACGCCGCCGUGCCCCUCUACCGGCUCUACUGCCAGACUACGGGACUUGGAGGAUCAGCAGUGGCUGGGCACUCCUCAGACCAGAUUGAAAACAUGGUGCCUGUUAAGGAUCGAAUCAUUAAGAUCACCUUCAAUGCCGAUGUGCAUGCCAGUCUCCAGUGGAACUUCAGACCUCAGCAGACUGAGAUAUAUGUGGUACCAGGAGAGACUGCACUGGCAUUUUAUAAAGCUAAGAAUCCUACUGACAAACCAGUAAUUGGAAUUUCUACAUAUAAUGUUGUACCAUUUGAAGCUGGACAGUAUUUCAAUAAAAUACAGUGCUUCUGUUUUGAAGAACAAAGGCUUAAUCCACAAGAAGAAGUAGAUAUGCCAGUGUUUUUCUACAUUGAUCCCGAAUUUGCAGAAGAUCCAAGAAUGGUGAAUGUCGAUCUCAUCACUCUUUCUUAUACUUUUUUUGAAGCAAAGGAAGGGCACACGUUGCCAGUUCCAGGCUAUAAUUGAAGUAGCUUCCAAGACCUGCUUCAGAUUUGUGAUUUUUGGAAAAUCAUGUAUUGUACUUUCUCAGAAGAGAAAUAUAUAUUGAAGAGUAAUGUAUAUUGAAACCUUGUAUUUUAAAUGUUCUAUUUCUUUCUUUCCAACUUCAUUUAUCUCAUUUAAGACUGAGAGAAUAGGUUCAAAACUCAGUCUGUAAUGAAAAUAUGCUGCUAUCUUAUGAUGGUACUUAAGGGCAGGGAGGUACUUACGGGCUCUGUUUUAAGUAAUAAGAGAAGGAAUAUUACCCACUAAGCCUCUGAAAAAAUAUAUCCAGUGUACCACAUGUGUGACUUUUAAAAACAGCAUGAAGGGCCAGGGAGAUGAAUCACUAGUUAAAUUAUUUGCCCCAUAGGCCCAACAACUUGAGUUCCGGUUCCUGGAACCAGCCUUAAAA
This is a messenger RNA of Peromyscus leucopus (white-footed mouse), 1812 nucleotides long. Its product is annotated as cytochrome c oxidase assembly protein COX11, mitochondrial. The record is from RefSeq and is a predicted model, not a curated record. NCBI's taxonomy places the organism in Eukaryota, Metazoa, Chordata, Mammalia, Rodentia, Cricetidae. Gene Ontology annotation, molecular function: copper ion binding. Gene Ontology annotation, cellular component: mitochondrial inner membrane. The transcript has 4 exons. The coding region runs from base 75 to 1385 and encodes 436 amino acids.